This is a messenger RNA of Camellia sinensis, 1553 nucleotides long. Its product is annotated as protein BPS1, chloroplastic. NCBI's taxonomy places the organism in Eukaryota, Viridiplantae, Streptophyta, Magnoliopsida, Ericales, Theaceae. The record is from RefSeq and is a predicted model, not a curated record.
AUAGAUCGUCCAGAGUUAGGGUUUGUAGUUCAAUUUUGAUUUUGUUUUUUUGAAUUUGUAGUUAUUAUUUUUUUUUUUUUGGAAUUGGUGUUGGAUUGAUUGAAUCGGUUGUCGGAUUUGAAGAUUCAGCGAUUUGGACUUGAUUGCAAGAAGUAUUACACAAGUAAUUGGGUAAUUUGUCCGCGGCAACUGAUUGGUUUAAAUUUCUCUGCAGGGUUAUAUAUUGAAAUGAGUCGUCCACAGGAACCACAUCGUCCUUUCUUCCCAUUUGGGAAUCCAUUCAAAAUGAUGCUACCUAAGGGUUCGUAUCUGUCUCCAAGGCUUCUUGCAUUGUUGAACACUUUUGAGGAAUCCUUGGCAGAGAGAUUUAGGAAGCUUAAGCCAAUGGACAAGGAAGAUGUCCUUACUUUUUCAUGGAUGAGAUUUGCAAUGGAGUUGCUUUGCCAAACUCAUACCGACAUAAAAACUAUUAUUACUGAGCUUGAACUCCCUGUCUGUGAUUGGGAUGAUAAAUGGAUUGAUGUGUACUUGGAUAACAGUGUGAAGUUGCUUGAUAUUUGCAAUGCUUUUAGUUCUGAGCUCUCCCGGCUUAACCAAGGCCAUCUCUUACUUCAAUGCGCAUUGCAUAACUUGGAUGCCCGCCAUUCAAAACAGCUUGUCCGGGCUUCUUGUUCACUUGAUGGCUGGAGGCAGCACAUCAGUUCGAAGAAUCCCAGACUUGAGAACUGUUUUACAAUCUUAGAUAGUCUUAUUGAGACACUUAACCUGCCUAAAGUCAAGAAUUCAGCCAAAGGGAAGGUCUUGAUGCAGGCCAUGUAUGGAGUUAAGGUGCUAACUGUGCUUGUAUGUAGCAUCUUUGCUGCUGCCUUCGCGGGUUCUGUAAAUAAGUUAGUGGAUUUACAGGUUCAUGAGACUUGCUUGUGGGCAGAAGCUUUUAAAGAUGUUCAGGCUAAUGUAAAUGGGGAGAUUAGAAAUUUAUUUUCCAGUGGUAGAGUUACUGUUUUAAAAGAGCUUGAAGCAGUUGAUGUAAGUGUCAAAAAGUUGUACCCCAUGAUACGGGAUGGGGUGGAUCCUAUUGAGGCUGAAGCGCUCCAAUCUUCUAUUUCAGAUUUAGGAAAGAGGGCAGAGAAGCUUUCACAAGGACUAGAUCAUCUUUCGAAGCAAGUUGAUGGCUUCUUCCAAAUUGUUCUAUCUGGACGUGAUGCUUUGCUUUCUAACCUUAGAGUGGAUAGUAGCAUUGCUGAUCCAAAGCAAGAGCUUAACAAUGUACUGGGGCAAGUUGUGAGGUGAAAUAUGAUGAAGUUAAACUCCCUCUUGCAUACACAAUGUAGGUAUAGGUAUGGGCUCUUUUGUCUUUCUGUUGAUGAAAAUAUAAUAUGUACUAUGGCAUAUUGUGUUUGGUAUGGUGUAGCUUGUGAGGUGUGUUAUGUUAAUGUGGAAUUGAUUUAUAUGUGUGUGUGUCUUUAUGUAAUGUCAUUCAAUUAUAUAGAAGCCUUGUUUGUCACAAAACUUCAUUAUAUAUAUCUUUAAUUUUUCGUGUUAGUUUUGUAUCA